Molecule: messenger RNA, 1263 nt
Organism: Thlaspi arvense
Lineage: Eukaryota; Viridiplantae; Streptophyta; Magnoliopsida; Brassicales; Brassicaceae
Source: the annotation of a GenBank genome assembly
AUGUCAUUGUAUUGUGCUACAAAUCGGCCUAACAGCAUAGACCCAGCCUUAAGAAGGUUUGGUAGGUUUGAUAGGGAGAUAGACAUUGGUGUUCCAGAUGAAGUUGGGCGCCUUGAAGUUCUUCGCAUUCAUACCAAGAAUAUGAAGCUUUCUGAUGAAGUUGAUUUGGAAAGAAUAGCUAAAGACUAUCAUGAUGUUGGUGCUGAUCUUGCUGCUCUUUGUACUGAAGCUGCUCUUCAAGUUACAAAUGAACAUUUUCAGACUGCUCUUGGAACAAGCAAUCCAUCUGCUCUGCGGGAAACGGUUGUUGAGGUGCCAAAUGUUUCCUGGGAGGAUAUUGGAGGGCUUGAGAAUGUCAAGCGAGAGCUUCAAGAGACUGUGCAAUAUCCAGUGGAACAUCCAGAGAAGUUGAGAAAUUUGGCAUGUCCCAUUCGAAAGGAGUUCUUUUCUAUGGACCUCCUGGAUGUGUGGAAAACUCUGCUGGCUAAGGCAAUUGCUAAUGAAUGCCAAGCCAAUUUCAUUAGCGUUAAAGGACCUGAACUGCUUACCAUGUGGUUUGGGGAGAGCGAAGCCAAUGUUCGAGAAAUAUUUGACAAGGCCAGACAGUCUGCACCAUGUGUCCUCUUUUUUGAUGAGCUUGAUUCUAUUGCUACUCAGAGGGGAAGCAGUGUAGGGAUGCCGGGUGGUGCUGCUGAUAGGGUUCUGAAUCAACUCUUGACUGAAAUGGAUGGCAUGUCUGCAAAAAAGACUGGAUUUAGUGGAGCUGAUAUUACUGAAAUAUGCCAGCGGGCAUGCAAGUAUGCUAUAAGAGAGAACAUUGAGAAGAAUUUUAUGAAUAUUGGUAACAAGUGCCCAAAUCUUCCACUCGUGUCUAUAAGUACUCGGUUUCUGGAGGCCGCUGACCGAAGGCUUUCUCCUGCAGGAUUAGAGAGGGAGCGCAGGAGGAGGGAGAAUCCUGAUUCCAUGGACGAGGAUACUGAGGAAGAAGUAGCGGAGAUUAAGGCAGCGCACUUUGAGGAGUCCAUGAAGUUUGCUCGCAGGAGUGUGAGUGAUGCUGACAUACGCAAAUACCAGGCAUUUGCUCAGACCUUGCAGCAGUCUCGGGUUUCGGAACUGAAUUCAGGUUCUCGGAGACGGGAACUGGGGGUACAGCUGCGUCCGAUCCAUUUGCGGCUUCUGCUGGGGGCUGAUGAAGACGACUUACCUCUAAGGCUACUUGAGGUGAUGUCGGCAGUGAUGGAUCCGUAUCCCUGCCUCUGGUGA